Molecule: messenger RNA, 828 nt
Organism: Drosophila takahashii
Lineage: Eukaryota; Metazoa; Arthropoda; Insecta; Diptera; Drosophilidae
Source: RefSeq, a predicted model, not a curated record
UAUUAAUUUAAGUUAAUUUUCUCUUUUCAGCCUAGUUUCGCAAUUGCUGGGCAUCGAUGUCACACAUUGCUCACAGUGUACAUGGACCACACCAAUUUCAAGCAAAGACAACAGAUUUAGAUAAGUUAUUACAAAUUUACUUUACUUCAGACAACACAUUAAAAAGAUACUUUUUUAUUCUAAUUUCAGACACUCUGCACCUUCUAGCCUGGCUUCGCAUGUCCCGUGUUUAUUCGGUCAUGGGUCCACUUCCAGUCGGUCUUCACUUUCUCACCCAGGACUAUGCUCAGCAGCAAGGACUUUCCGGAAUAUUCCCCACUGUGGCUACGAUGAGUUUGACCUUUUUGGCCUGCUCAUGGUCCAAACAGCUGGGUUCCGAGAUCUUCUCCUACUGUCAAAUUAUCCUGGUUGGGCGCCAUUUGUCAUGUCCUGCUUUUCGCGCGUUCUUUGCCGGCUAAACAAAGUUUCUCCCAGGGCGGGGAACAACCAAAAAAUAUUACACGCAGCAGACAAAACAAAAAACAAAACGGAAUUUUAAACUUGGACAACGGCUAAUUCUUUUUUUUUUUUUUAAUACGGAUUUUGGAACAUCUAGACUGGACCACACUACUAAAUUUGUAGUCCUUGGAGUCCCUCCCAACCAUGGAUGCAUCUCCGGACACAUCUCCCAAAUUUUUUAGUUGUGGGUGCUACCUCGCCUACUUUAUCCCAUCCCCCAACACGAAUGUCUACUCUGACAACUUCAUUUCACUAAUACAUUGUAUUUUCAAAAAUUCCUCUUAAAUUCUAACAUUGGAAUAACCUACCCACGGUACCGAAGGACUUUUA